AGGAGUCUACGUGGGGUCUGGCUUGUUUGUGUCACACAGCUACAACAAAUAGAGCUUUUGUUAUGAAGAUGAGACUCCUGGGGGGGACCUGUCUCAUUGUCUUGAGUUUGCUACCAGCUGUUUCUACACAGAGAGGUGGAUGGCGUGUCGUUGGCUCUGAUCAUCCUGUCAUUGCUGAGGCUGGUGAUGAUGUCAUCCUGCCCUGUCACAUUUCACCCAGACUCAGUGCUGUGGACAUGGAAGUGAGGUGGUUCAGGGAGAGAUUCGACACGCCUGUCCAUUUAUAUCUGAACCAAAGGGAUCAGCUCAGCAGACAGGACAGUGACUACUGGGGCCGCACUGCUCUCCUUCCUGAAGCACUGCAGAGAGGCGAUCUCUCUCUGAGACUGAGAUACAUCCGGCCCUCUGAUAGAGGCGUCUAUACCUGCUUAGCUGAUGAUGGAAGUCAGUAUGAAGAAGGACAGACUGAAGUGAUAGUCGCAGCUCUGGGGACCCAGCCCUCAAUCUCUAUGGACUCUACACAAGGAGAGAAGACCCGGCUGGUGUGCAGAUCAGAGGGGUGGAGCCCUGAACCUGAAGUGAUCUGGAGAGAUAGGGAUGGAAACGAUGUGACAUCACUGUCCAACACAACAGUGCAGAGGGACAGUCAGGGGCUCCGCAGUGUCAGCAGCUACAUCAAAAUCAAACAGCAGUCCAACGUGUUCUCCUGUCUGGUUAGAAGUAAAAUACCAAAACCAGACUGGGAAUCCAAACUCCACAUAUCCAUUGACAGUUUGACUCUGGACCCUGAUACAGCACACCCAAUGCUGAUCCUGUCUGCGGAGGGGAAACGAGUGAGAGUGGGAAGGUUGCAGGCUGUCCAUGACAAUCCAGAGAGAUUUGAUUACUGGUGCUGUGUGCUGAGCAGGGAGGGCUUCACCUCAGGGAGACACUACUGGCAGAUGAACUUGGGGGGGAAUGAAUUCUGGAGAUUUGGAGUUAGCAGAGAGUCUGCCCGGAGAAAGGGGGAGUUCAGCAUGUCCCCCCAGCAGGGUUACUGGACUUUGGGGUGGAGGAGUGGAGAUGAAGAUAAAGAUGCAUUCAUUGCUCUCACUGCCCCCGAGACCCCCAUCACCCAGAGCCUGAAGCCCCAGAAGCUGGGGGUGUAUCUGGAUUAUGAGGAAGGGCAUCUCUCCUUUUACAAUGUGGAGACCAGAUCUCACAUCUACACUUUCACUGACAUGGAGUUCAAUCCCAAUGAGAAACUCUAUCCAUUCUUUUAUACUUACAGUAAAACAGACCUUGUGCUCGAGUCCCCUGGCCCUGUCAGCUCUGCAGAUUAAACACACAUUGCUGUCUGAACCAGGAAACUCUUCAAACAGCUCAGACAAUCUCCUCUUCACUUUCAGUGACACUCUCUCUGCACUCUUCUGGGCUGAUGAGAAGAAAUCCUCUCUCUUCCACCCUCUUACCCUGAGCCCUCCUCUUUAUUUCUCUACAUCCCCUUUCCUACUCUCCCUUCCUCUCUCACUCUCUCUUUCCCCUCCCCCUCUCCAUCUCCAGAUCCCUCUUUCUCUCCUUCUGCUCUCCUCUCUGCCUCCUCUAUGGCUCUCCUCUAUCUUUCUCUUUCAUGCCCUCUGAUAUGCUAAUCCCCUCUGUUUCCCACUCUCCCUCUCUCCACUCUGCCUUCUCUGCUCUCCCUCUCUCCUCCAUCCUCUCUACUUUCCCUCUCUCCACCCUGCCCUCUCCACCCUCCCUCUCUCCUCCCUGCCCCCUCUACUUUUUGUAUUGUGAUAUUUUGUAACAAUUGUAAGUCUCCUUGGAUAAGGGUGUCUGCUAAUAAAUAAAUAAUGAUGAUAAUAAAAUACUUUCUAGACAAUAGAUGAAUACAUUAUUUUCCAUGUAAUCAAUAUUUACACUGAAGCUGAGAUGUUCCCUGAAUAUUACUCAUUGCUAAACUUAGUGAACUGAUUUCUGCUAUUUUGAUGUGGAUCUUCUUUUCUGUUUUGUAUCUAUUUUCUAUCUUUCUUGAUAAAAUAUAUAACGAUGCUGUGUGAUUUACUGCUCAAUUGUUUACCUCAUCAAUAUUGACUCAUUAAAAGACAUUCAUGACA
Messenger RNA from Acipenser ruthenus (sterlet), 2093 nucleotides. RefSeq names its product butyrophilin subfamily 1 member A1-like. Gene Ontology annotation, molecular function: protein binding. The transcript has 4 exons. Lineage: Eukaryota; Metazoa; Chordata; Actinopteri; Acipenseriformes; Acipenseridae. The record is from RefSeq and is a predicted model, not a curated record. The coding region runs from base 63 to 1322 and encodes 419 amino acids.